CUUCACUGGGCGGCCGGUGAAUACGCCUUGCGACUUUGGCAGAGAAUAAAGCUGGGCUUUACAACUCACCUUUCUGCUCUGUUCACCUUUCGAUCCAUCGCGCUCAGCUUCAAAUGGUUAUCAGAUAUUCCGUACCCCUCUGAGUAUCCGAAAGCAUUCUGUGAAUAUGGUCGCGCUGUAUGCCCGUCAAGAGGCCGAGGCUGACGACAGGCUCAAUAGGCUAUGAAUCCAACACUAAACCGACUUGCACCACCAUGGUGCGGAGGCACUCACUAGCACGUUUUAGACAACCGUAAGCAGGAUCUCAUCAAUGACUUGUGAGAAACACAUCGAGGUAUCGUAAGCACACCGAGAUCUGCGCAUAUCAUCCUCCGUGAACAUAUCAGAAGACUUCAUAUCGAGACCGACUCACCAGCCCACGCCCAAAAUGGCGUCAGCAACCAACAGUAGUUUUCUCCGCGGCUCAGCCAUCCUCAUAAUCUGGGGCGGCAUCGACAACGACUCAAACAUCGACGAAGAAGCCCUCAACGCAUGGUGGACAAACGAGCAUCUCCCCGAACGUCUAUCCAUCGCAGGCUUCCACCGGACUCGGCGCUUCUACACGCUCAGAAAUGCUCAGUCUCAAUACCUGGUCAUCUAUGAAGUCGAGUCUCUCGAAACACUGACAUCCCCAGCCUAUAUGGACGCACUGAAUAAUCCGACGCCGUCAACUGCGAAAUACAUGCCGUUGCUUGCGUCGAUGAACCGGUCGGCGUGUCGGGUCCUGCAUUCCGUGGCACGGGACGAUUUCACUUCUGGACCGCAAACGCAUAACGGCAUUGGCGGCACAGUCGCGCAUAUCGUGUUUGACCCGCCGUCAACUGCUGAAGCGAAGGAAGCCUUACAAAAGUGGAUCAUCAAUGUUGGGUGGCCCAGUCUCGUGGCGUUCCCGAGUCCGCUGGCCCUGCAUCUGCUAGAGCAUGACAAUGCAGCCUCAAAAUCUGGCAGCUCCACGAAGUCAUACGAGGAGGUACGAUUCCAAACUACCGAGGCUGACGACAAAGGUGAAAGUCAAGGACGAUGGAUGCUGCUGAUUGAGUUUGCGGAGCCAUUCGGGGCGCCGUUCAGCAGGGCUUUCACACUGACUGAUACUAUUGCCGAUAAGCUCAACGAGCAGGACGCGAUGGACAUCGAAGUCAGGCUUUACAGUUUGGUCUGUGCAGCGAGUAAAUAGUCUUCAUAUUUCGUUCGCAUAGCGUUUUUGGGACGCAUUUAUGAUAUUAUGACCCUUUUACUCUACCACUGAUGCGCUAAGUCAAACGGUCUCACCGACCCUU
Molecule: messenger RNA, 1316 nt
Organism: Exophiala viscosa
Lineage: Eukaryota; Fungi; Ascomycota; Eurotiomycetes; Chaetothyriales; Herpotrichiellaceae
Exons: 1
Coding region: 428-1213 (261 amino acids)
Source: RefSeq, a predicted model, not a curated record